Messenger RNA from Triplophysa dalaica, 2654 nucleotides. RefSeq names its product glycogenin 2 (gene gyg2). Gene Ontology annotation, molecular function: glycosyltransferase activity. The coding region runs from base 300 to 1637 and encodes 445 amino acids. NCBI's taxonomy places the organism in Eukaryota, Metazoa, Chordata, Actinopteri, Cypriniformes, Nemacheilidae. The record is from RefSeq and is a predicted model, not a curated record. Gene Ontology annotation, cellular component: cytoplasm. The transcript is spliced from 8 exons.
UCGAUAUCGGUUUUGUGCAUGCUCAUGUUCAUUCGUAGUAAAGGGGUUAAACGACCCCCGCCGCAUGACUGUCACAUCGAAGGUUUCUUUCGCUUGUCUGUGUAGAUCAAAGUUAAACUCUGCCGUUUAUACAGGCCCGUUAGGAGAAGUGUUUAUUCGAAAGCUGUUUAUUAUUAUUGUUAUUUAAAACUAAUUUUGUACUGUGGUCCAAUUGUCUUUGGGAUUUCCAGCGUUAUUCAGAAGUGAUAUAAAAACUGGACGCAGAAUGGCAGGUAGGUCAACUCGUGUGCGUAAAUGUCAUGCAGCACAGUAGCUCGCCAGACAGAUUGAGUUCGUCCAAAGAGUCUCAGGCAUUUGUAACUCUGGCCACCACAUAUGCCUACUGCAUGGGGAGUUUAGUGGUAGGCAAAAGUCUGCGCAGGCAUGGCACAUCAAAAAAGUUGGUUGUGAUGGUUUCCCCCAAUGUCCCCAAAGAUGCAAGGUUGUCUUUGGAGGAUGUGUUUGAUGAAGUUAUCAUGGUAGAUGUUUUGGACAGUAGAGAUAAGGCUCAUCUCUCCUGGCUGGGACGUCCUGAAUUGGGAGUCACCUUCACAAAGCUCCAUUGCUGGACUCUUACCCAGUACAGCAAGUGUGUGUUUCUGGAUGCAGACACACUUGUACUGUGUAAUGUAGAUGAGCUGUUUGAGUAUGAGGAGUUCUCUGCUGCACCUGAUUCAGGCUGGCCUGAUUGCUUCAACUCUGGGGUAUUUGUGUUCAUGCCUUCCUUAAAUACUCAUACCAAGCUACUAGAACACGCUACUCAACAUGGCAGCUUUGAUGGAGGAGACCAGGGUGUUUUAAACACUUUCUUCAGUGACUGGGCAAUAAAAGACAUCAGCAAGCAUUUACCAUUUGUGUACAAUAUCAUGGCCAGCGCGCUGUAUACAUAUCUGCCAGCAUAUCACCAGUUUGGCCACCAAGCAAAAAUUGUCCACUUUUUAGGUGGGACAAAGCCCUGGCAUUGUUCAUAUAAUCCACAGGCAGCCAAUCAGUCAUCGCUUGAGAAUCCCAACAAGCACAAUGAAAAAUGUAUCAAUUUAUGGUGGGAAGAAUACUACAAUCAAAGCAAUCUUAAAAAGGACAACAAGAGUGAAGACUUAUCUUUCGUAAGACCAUUGACCAUUUCUUAUUCUCAUACUGAAUCACACAAGCAAAAAAGCAGCACUGAAGCCUAUCGUAAGGAGAUGUCGCCCUCUCAACCUGCCCUAGAUCUGGCUGUCAAUACUUUGGUCAUCAGCUCAUCUCACCACAAGAUAUCACCCUCUCAAUCUCCCCUAGAUCCAACAGGGGAUACAGUAGCCAUCAGCGCAUCUUCAAAGCCUGUGGAAAUGAAUAUACCCUUCAAUGUCCUGCCUGGUAUUGAGGAUGAGUGGAUCUCUCUAGUCAGCCCUACAUCUGAGCAAGAAAGUGAGAAAACAGGCCUAGAGACUGCUGAUGACUCAGACACAGCCACUGGAGAAGCUGAAUCAAAUACCCCAGCAGAAACAGAGGAGGAAGACCUGGAGCAUAAGCGAAUGUGGGAGGAAGGUUACAUGGAUUACAUGGGCAAAGACGCUUUUGACAACAUCAAGAGGAAACUUGACCGAUUCCUUGAAUAACUGGGUUUUGUGUUUAUUUGAGACAAAUAUCAUUUAGUAUUCUUUUGUACUUUAUCAUUUAACAUCUCAACAUAAGGCCAGAUGUAUUCAACUCCAGUGCUGGGGACAUUAUCCUGCAGGGUUUAUCUCCAAUUCUGACCAAACACAACUAAACAAGUCAAUCAAGGUGUUUUGGAUUACGUUAAAAUGACAGACAAAAGUGUUUAAUCGGCACUAAACCUUGCAAGAGAAUGAUUCUCUAGGAUUGGAAGGUAUGUGAUCCUUUGUAAGUUUAUAAUAACCAUUAUUUUGAAAAUCAUCUUAAGUAAAAUUGUCUCAUUUAAUCGUAACUCGAUGUUAAAACAGAUUUCGUUAUUCAGUUUCUCUGGUACAACUUGGCGGUAUUUAAUGAUAAAAGGUUCCUACUGUGCAAAUUUAAUUCUGCUGUUUUAUUAAUUUACUAAUUAUAAUAACUUAACUUGCUUUCAAUUAUGGGAAAAAGGAUUCUUUAAAAAACGAUAAAAGGGAAUAAGAUGGAAAUAAGUGUGAUUGUGUCUUAUUAACAAAAGCUCCACGAACUCAUCUGGUGUGCAUAAACGGAGACAUUUCUUCGCCUUCCUGUGUAAAUUGCUAUUUAUUUCCACUAGAGGUCAGACUACGCAUAUGUUUAGCGCAAACAUUUCUAAUAUUAAUGCAAGAUCCACCACAUUGUUGACUGUUCAUAACAGUGGGGAAAAAUCUUAUACAAGCUCAUUAUUCACGUUCGACUACAUUUUCUAGGAUGUUAAUUGUUGAUGAUCAUGAUAUUUUCUUUCUCGACGUGUUCUUUUCUCUGAGUGAAUGUUAAACAUCUAUCAGACACCAUAGACUUGUGGUACACAAAAUUAAUACAUAGGCUACUCAAUUAAACUCGGUUUAUGGAACAUUAUGAUGGUACGGUGGAGACAUAUUUUCAAACACAAACAUAUUUCAGCAUUUGAGACAUUAAUAACCCUGUGGUCCCGUCCAGUUAAUUUGACUGCUCUCUAAACUCCUGAA